AUAUCAAGGACUCUCCCCUGACUAUUCAACCUUUGGCCUCGCAUCACCAACAAUGCGUCUCUCUUCAUCCAUCCUGCUCUUCGCCGCCGUCCCAACAGUCCUCGGUGACAAACACUAUUUCUUUUCCGGCUUCUUCAGCGGCAGCUUGAUUGCGGGUGUGGAGUUUGAUGAUGCGACGAACAAUAUGACCCUCGUGAAUAACAUCACGAUACAGUCAUCAACUGGGUCGAAAUGGAUUGCUAUCGAUGAACGCAAGCAAAACUUAUAUGUCUCGGCAACCGGACAGUACCAGAGCUACUCCAUCACAGCCAACCGCAGCCUCGCAUCCACGCGCAACAUAACCCUCCCUCCAUCCUGCCAAAACGCAAACUUUAUCGCCGCCGCUCGCACACCCCCAUACACCGUCUUCGGUGCCCCGUACAGCACCGGCUGCGCCGCACACGCCGUCUCUGUCGACUCCACCGGCACCCUGCAAUCCAUCCUCGCAAACAUAACGUAUAACGGCACAUCCGGCGUCCACGGCCUCGCCAUAUCCCCGGGCGCCGAUUUCGUCUACUCCGCCGACGACAUGGGCAACGCCGUGUGGACGCAUUCCUUCUCCGACGACAACGUCACAUCCACCGCACAAACGCUGCAGUACCUCCCCGCGCCCUCGGGCUCGGAUCCGAGACACCUAGCCGUGCAUCCUGCGGGGAGCUGGGCGUAUGUGGUGUACGAGGCGGCGAACGAAGUUGCCGUGUAUGCGCGGGAUGAGGCGACGGGAUUGCUGAGGGAUACGAAUGCCACGUACGCGCUGCUUCCAGAAGGGUUUACGAACACGAGUAGCUACUGGGCGGAUGAGGUUAUGUUCUCCGUUCCCCCCUCUGCCUCAUCUUCUUCGAGUCCGAAAUACCUCAUCGCCUCCACUCGCUCCCGCACCUCCACUUCUCCAGGCUACGUCUCCGCGUUCGCCCUGUCCUCCACCGGCGCCAUUACAGAACAGCUGUUCCUGCUGCCUACUACAGCGAGCGGUGGCGGGGCGAAUGCUGUUGCCCCUGCGUCAUUCAGUGAGGAGUACUUCGCGAUCACAGAUAGUGCGGCGAACUUUAUCGAAGUAUGGAAAAUUGAUAAUGGAGGGAAGACUGCGGCGGCGGUUGCGCAGCUGGGAGGCUUUAGCGGGGGACCAGCGAAUGUGGUGUGGGUGAAUUAGAACAGACCCUCGGGGGUUUGGGAUGGGGUGUGGAAGGGAGGUGAAACAGCAGAUGACGUGCGCUGAGGCUGAGGCUGGUAGAGAGUUGGCGACGCGUCGC
This is a messenger RNA of Paraphaeosphaeria sporulosa, 1289 nucleotides long. Its product is annotated as 3-carboxy-cis,cis-mucoante lactonizing enzyme. Bases 53 to 1189 code for a protein of 378 amino acids. Gene Ontology annotation, molecular function: protein binding; 6-phosphogluconolactonase activity. NCBI's taxonomy places the organism in Eukaryota, Fungi, Ascomycota, Dothideomycetes, Pleosporales, Didymosphaeriaceae. The record is from RefSeq and is a predicted model, not a curated record. The transcript is spliced from 3 exons.